Bipolaris maydis ATCC 48331 is the source of this 1524-nucleotide messenger RNA. The record is from RefSeq and is a predicted model, not a curated record. Lineage: Eukaryota; Fungi; Ascomycota; Dothideomycetes; Pleosporales; Pleosporaceae.
AUGGAUCACAUGAACGAAAGUGCCUCUGUGGCUGUUAAUCAUCAACAUUUCAAUGGCAAAUUCAGCAGCUCGAGUGCUACGACCUUUUGCAUUUAUAUUCUCUUAAUCGGAUACUGCACAGCGCCGUACGCUGGGUAUCGAUCCAUUUUUGAGCCUGCGUUCCUUGUACGCCUACGCUUCUCAAAGGGUGCACAACCUCAGAUCAACGAGGGCUAUCGCAAGUUCAAGGAUGCCAUCUUCAGACUCUCACGCAAUGACCGAGAUUUGGUAGUCAUACCCAACAAAUAUGUUGACGAGCUGCGCAAUCUUUCGCACGAAAAGCUUAACUCCGUCGAGGCACUGAUCGCGAACAUAUGUGGGCCUUAUACUGCCUCGGAGAUUAUGCUCGAGGGAAAUUUGCAUACGCAUCUCCUUCAGACCAAACUGACACCUAAUCUCGCCGCAUAUUCUGCAUUGAUGAAGGAAGAAGCAGACCAGGCUAUGGAUACGCUCAUUCCGGAGUGUAAAGACGAGUGGAUCCAAGUCCGCAUCUACGAAGUUCUCGCUUUCAUCAUUGCGAGAAUCUCAAACCGUGUAUUCCUCGGUGAGCACGAUGGCCGCAACGAAGAGUGGUUUCAUGCUUCUAUGGGUUACGCUCGAGAAGUGGCUUUUACAGUCAUGGUCAUGCGUUGUUUCCCUCCAUGGAUGCGGCCCGCUGUUGCAAUGUGUCUGCCAUCGAGCUGGAGACUACAUGCUCAUAUGCGCCAGGCAAGAAAGGCGCUGCUUCCCAUCAUCUCCCGCCGUCGUCAAGCGCAGUGUGAUCCAGACUACGUCAAGCCAAACGACUUCCUGCAGUGGAUGAUGGAUAAUGGCGUUGGAGACGAACAACGGCCGGAAAAGUUGGCCCAACGGCAGCUUAUCCUCAUCCUGGCGUCAGUGGAUACAACAACAAGGGCUGGUGCGCAUGCCAUCUACGACAUGUGCGCUAGACCCGAGUACUUUGAUCCAUUGAGAGAAGAGGUUGAGACAGUGCUUAGAGAGGAUGGAGGCUGGGGAAAGCCAACUCUUACCAGAAUGCGCAAGAUGGACAGCUUCCUGAAAGAGUCCCAGCGACUAAGCCCAGCUAGUCUAUUAAGCUUCCAUCGAAUCGUAAAAACCCCAAUCACUCUCUCCGACGGUACACAGUUGCCGCAAGGCACACACAUCUGCCUUGCCUCGGAAGCAACGUCCAAAGAUCCAUCUCUCAUCCUUAAUGCUGAUACCUUUGACGGAUUUCGCUACUACAACAUGAGACAGAUCCUAGGACAGGAGCACAAACAUCAGUUUGCAACGACGGACAAGAAUCACUUGCAUUUUGGCCAUGGAAAAUAUGCUUGCCCUGGGCGCUUCUUCGCAUCUAAUGAGCUCAAGGUUGUGCUCGCUAGUCUUAUCACUAGAUACGACAUGAAGUAUCCGGAGGGUGUGACUAGACCUGCAAAUCUGAACGCAGAUGAGUUUCUGUACUCGGAUCCUUCCACAACUGUGCUGCUUAGGCGCAGGAAGUAA